AUGCGGAUACGGCGCCCUGGUACGGCGGCGGGCUGUCCGAGCAGCGCCUGGGCCGAGCGCUGGCUGCUGAAGGCAGAGGUGGCAGUUUCCACGAAGGUGGGCCGCAUCAUCGUCCCGAGGCCCGAGGCCAGCAAGUAUGGACAUAGAGUGGAGGCCGACUACGACGAGGCCUUCCCGACGCAGAAGUAUCACAACAACGUGGUCGUCUGGGAUUACCGAAAGGAGGGCGUCGAGGAGGCGCUGCGGCAGUGCCAGCGGCGCUUGCAGCGGACCCUCAUCGACUGCGUCCGGGUGCACGACGCUGAGUCGCAGGAGCGCUGGCAAGAAGCCUGCAGCCAGGGCGGCGCUGUUGACACCUUGGUGUCCAUGCGUCGGGCAGGGGCCAUCGGGCAAGUCAGCCUUGGCUUCAAUAGCAUGGAGUUUCUCCUGAAAAGCGUCAAGGCCUUCCCCGUAGGCACCUUCGACAACAUCAUGGUGGCCCGGACCUGGAAUUUAUUGGAUCAGUCUGCCUACCCGCUGCUGCUGGAGUGCCAGAACCGAGGGAUCAGGGUGCACAUCGCGGCGCCCUUCUGUGCUGGGCUCCUUUGGGGCCAGAGCCUCUUCAUGUACAGCAGCACGGUGCCGGUAGAGGCCACUGAGAAGGCGAAGCGGUGGCAGGACCUGGGCAGCAGCUACGGACUGUCGCUGCCGCAGCUGGCGCUGGCCUUUGCAUUCCUUCCUGCCUGCGUGGAGAGGAUAGCUAUUGGCUGCGCCUCUCCGGAGCAGGUGCGCAGCAACGUUGGGCUUUGCGGCGUCAAAGUUCCAGCGGAGCUGUGGCAAAGAGCGAAGGCUGAGGGCCUCUUGCCCGCGAGCAUGGAGAUCUCCUAG
Molecule: messenger RNA, 867 nt
Organism: Effrenium voratum
Lineage: Eukaryota; Dinophyceae; Suessiales; Symbiodiniaceae
Source: the annotation of a GenBank genome assembly